UAGUACUCAAGAAAAGGAAUGCCGUUUUGACGAGAUUACAGCAAUUUUACCCAGAACUCAAAGAGCAUUGAGGGAAGAAUUCAAAUAUAUCACUAUGUCAAAAGUUCAACAUGCUGUAUUGUCACAAGCACCGAUUGAAGGAGACUUGUUUGUAAAAGCAAAGACAGGGACUGGAAAAACUUUGGCUUUUCUUAUACCAGCAAUAGAGACAAUGCAUCGAAAAUCGCAUCCUAAAAAUAAUGACGGCAGAAUGGUUUCAGUUAUGAUUCUUUCACCGACUCGUGAGUUGGCACAACAGAUAGCAACAGAAGCAGAGAGACUUACGCGUUUUUAUGACUACAAAGUUCAUUGUUUAGUAGGAGGUGAACGAAGGGAUAUCCAAAUCAGAAGGUUGAUGCGUCACAGGGCUGAUAUAGUUGUUGGCACCCCCGGAAGACUAAUCCUCGAUGAAGCAGAUCAGUUACUGGAUUUGGGAUUUCGUGAAGAUAUUGAGAGGAUUAUUCAAUAUUAUCCAAAGGAUCGUCAAACGUUUCUAUUUUCUGCCACAGUUUCACCACAAAUCCGACAAAUUGCAAAAUUUGCACUUAAGUCAGAUUACACAUUUAUCGAUACGGUUGAUCCGAAUGAUGUAAACACAAAUGUUCAAGUAAAGCAAACAUAUGCUAUUAUCCCUUAUCAUUUCCAUCUCGUUGCAAUCCGCAAAAUAAUCAAUGAUCAUAUGAAACAACACAAGAAUGGAAAAAUUAUUAUGUUUCUGCCGACAAGAAUGUCAACUAUACUUUACGCAGAUUUUCUUCGAAAUGUUGGCGAUGUUGAAGUUUUUGAGCUUCAUUCUGGAAAGUCUCAAGAACAACGUACUAGAGUAUCAAAUAGGUUUCGGCAAUCGAGACGUGAUGCAGUUCUGGUUACUUCUGAUGUCUCGGCACGUGGUGUUGAUUAUCCGGGAGUUACCUUAGUAGUUCAAGUAGGUGCACCAUCCUCACGUGAUCAGUAUAUCCAUCGUUUAGGACGAACAGGUCGUGCGGGCAAGGAAGGGGAAGGAAUAUUGCUUUUGGCACCUUUUGAAAAGGGCUUUAUAAAUUGCAUUGAUAACUUACCUGUAAAACGCAUAGAGGGUAUUGAUUCUGAUUUGGAAAAAAGCACAGACUCGGUAGUUGUGAAAUCCAUCGAAAUGCUUGAUAAUGAUUUAUUGGAUUCUGUCUACGAAUUGGGUAAAGCUUUUGGAACUGAGCCAAAUAUAAGUCCUGGGUUACUUUCAAGGAUAGGAUUUGGUAAUAACAAUAAAGGAAGAUCGUGGGGAGGGCGUUCGUUCGUCGGUCAUGAUGACCGUAAUUAUGGGCGGGACCGUUUUAGUGACCGAAGACUAUUUGAUCGGUUCAAUGAACGAGAAUCUCGUAAUCGUUAUAGAUAUUAA
Racocetra fulgida is the source of this 1414-nucleotide messenger RNA. The record is from the annotation of a GenBank genome assembly. NCBI's taxonomy places the organism in Eukaryota, Fungi, Glomeromycota, Glomeromycetes, Diversisporales, Gigasporaceae.